CACCAGGCUGACCUCCAAACGGGUCUGACCAGUUCGGUUCUGAUGGGAUUCCUUGUGUCACUGCUCAGGGCCCCUCCCCACAGAGUGACCUGCUCCUCCCCCACUCCUUCCUAUAAAGCCUCUUGGAGAUCCCAGGCACCCAGACUCUGCCCACCCCCGACUCCGGGGGCCUGAAGGUACCAUGAUGAUCAACUGGAAGCUGUUGGGGAUUGUGCUGCUAUGUUUGUGUGCCAGAGGCACCUCAGGCAACGGAGACCCCCCGUCCCUCACAUCCACAGAGGCCCAAGAGGAGGACUCCCCAGUGUUGCCUCAGGGCCCUCCAAUCCCAGGUGACCCCUGGCCCGGGGCGCCCCCUCUGAUCGAGGACCCUCCACCUCCAGGCCUCAGUCGUCCCUGGAGAGACCUGCCGGAUUCCGGGGUCUGGCCUCCUGAGCCCCCUACAACCACUCCUCCUCAGCCUCCCCGGCCUGACGACCCCUGGCCCGCGGGAGCCCAGCCUCCAGAGAACCCCUGGCCACCUGCCCCCGAGAUGGACCACGGCGCUCAGGAGGAGCCAGACCUUGACCCUCCCCGGGAAGAAUAUCGAUAA
Messenger RNA from Sorex fumeus (smoky shrew), 589 nucleotides. It is a transcript of the gene PSORS1C2, whose product is annotated as psoriasis susceptibility 1 candidate 2. Bases 182 to 589 code for a protein of 135 amino acids. The transcript is spliced from 2 exons. The record is from RefSeq and is a predicted model, not a curated record. NCBI's taxonomy places the organism in Eukaryota, Metazoa, Chordata, Mammalia, Eulipotyphla, Soricidae.